GUCCUCAGGAGUCUGAGCGACCAGAAGAAGCCCAUAUUUAUCUUCGAAUGGCUUCGCUUUGUCGAGCAGUCACUUCUUGGCGCACAAAAGGUGAUAAUGGGCUCAUCGGUGGUGCGGGUGACCGACAUCAAAGAGUGUCAGAAGAAACUGAUGGACCAACUCAUCGCUCAGAUCAAUGAGCCGUCGGGUCCGCCCACCAGACGCCUCAUCGCCCGGUGUCUGUCCACUCUGUUCACCGUCGGCGACACAUUCCUCCUCUUUGAAGCCAUCAAUAAGUGUAACGAUAUCCUCAAGAAUAAGGACGACUCGCCAUCCUUUCGACCCAUCAAACUAGCUGCGAUCACUUGUUUGGGAACAAUGUAUGAGAAGUUGGGGCGACUUAUGGGCCGUUCCUACGAGGAUACGGUUCAGCUGUUGCUUAAGUCCAUCAAAAGCGCUGAGUCCCAAACCCGGUGUGAGAUAUACACGACAUUAGAGAGGAUUGUGGCCGGAAUGGGAAAUGCGGCCAAUUCUGUGCACCGGGACGUGUAUAAGUCGGUCAAACUAGGGAUGACUGACCGGGCGAUGAUAGUGAGGAGUAGUGCCGCCAAAUGUCUGCACAAAAUGCUGAGUUGCGCGCCUUUCCUCUAUACUUCCGAAUUGGAAAACGUAUUCUCCGUCUGUUUCCGAGCUCUGGAGGGCUCUAACUAUGAGGUGCGCUGUUCUGUGGCCCAAGUGUUGGGCACUUUAGUCGCACAAACACAACAGCCAUCACCACAUCUGCCGCAACAGUCCAGCAAAACAGUUCGUGUGGUCUCAUUGGAUGAGGCGCUAAACCUGUUGGCCUCCGGUUUCCUGAGGGGAGGCAUUGGUUUCCUGAAGAGUGGCGGAGAGAUGAUUAAAGGCGUGACUGUUAGCCGCGAGACUCGUGUGGGCGUCACUCACGCCUAUGUGGUGGUGGUGUCGGUGUUGGGCUCCGUCUGGUUGGAGAGGAAUAUGUCUGUGUUUUUGCAGCAUUUGCUCGAUUUGUUGGCCAACCCGAAGGCAAUCACUUCACACAUGGACGCCGUCUACAGUCGAAAGUGUGUGGCGUUUGUGUUGAGAUCAGUGUUAGGCCGACAGCUAAGCGAAAAGGCACAGUUGCAGGCCAUCAAGGAGUUGGUGAAUGUGUUGAAUCGUUACCUCAACGCCAACGCCAAUGAAAACAAUUCCGAUAAAAGCAACGGCACGUCCAGUAGUGCCACAAAUGCCAAAGACUCGGCUCAAACCGAUCUACAGCUCAUUCAACACGUAUUGGUCUGCGCUCUCCUCGAAAUGGGUUGUCUUAUCGAAGGUUUGGGCACUUCUUGCAUAACAGUAGUCACUGACCCACACGUAGGGCUGGUGGACACCAUAGCAUCCAUUGUGGUCCACCCGUCCAACUGUGCGCGACUGUCCGCCUCGUGGUGUCUCCGGUGUAUAGCAGUGGCCGCGCCCUCACAACUCACUCCACUUAUUGAGCGCUCACUCGAAAGACUGGAGACUUUGAAAUCAAAUCCUGAGAUAAUUAACGGCCACUCAUACGCUUUGUCGGCGCUGUUGGGGUCCGUAUGUCAGACACCGUUAGGCAUUCCUCACAAUAAGGGAAAACUCAUAUUCAAUAUCGCGGAGGACUUACUGCGAAGUGCGUCACAAAACAGCCGGUUAUCACUUCAGAGGACACAAGCGGGUUGGCUACUGAUCGGCGCUGUCAUGACAUUAGGUCCGCCUGUGAUUAAAGGGCUUUUGCCGCGACUGUUGUUGUUAUGGAAGAACUCGUUCCCGCGCUCACCGAAAGAGCUCGAGUCCGAGAAGGCUCGGGGGGACGCCUUCACGUGGCACAUCACCCUCGAGAAUAGAGCCGGCGCUCUGUCGGCGAUGACCAGCUUUUUGACGCAUUGCGACAAAUUAGCCACCGAUGAAGUGAAGCGCAGAUUACUGACACCCAUCGAGUCGGCGCUCACUAUGUUAGCCGCUUUGGGUCCUGUGUUUAAAGGUUACGGCCCUUCAGUAAAGGCCAGCUCUGCCACCGUUAGGCUCAGGCUAUACGAGACACUGCUGUUAAUACCGCCGCAAUCGUACUCCAAUUGCUAUACGAAUUUGUUGAGACUUCUAGUGUCAGAAUUUACGUUAAUGGAAAGCGUGGCCAUCACUACCAGCUCUCUGCUCAGGAGUUUCUGUCAUUCAGACGACGACACUAUACUCGGCUCAUGGCUUCAGGAGACUGACCACAAAGCCAUUGAGGACCAGGUAUUGAACCGUAGUUUCGCUAAAUCUCUAAAACUGGAGAAAGAGUUUUUGCAGCCAAACACUUCCGGUUUCGGUGCUAUAGAACACGACUCGACACAUCUUUAUAAGUCACUCCCCGUUGAGAAUACAGUUCCCGGUCCGUUGCCAUUAGGAGUGGCCGUUAUAGACAAGUCUGCGCUCGUCUUUUCGCACGUUUUGUCGGAAAACAAAAUGAGUUUAGGAAACGACGAGUUGAAGACACUGAUGGUUAACCUGACCCUCCAUUCGAUGAGUCACUCGAAUCCAUUGCUAAGGUGUGCCUCAUCCGAGAGCUUAGGCCGAUGUUGUCAAGUGAUAAAUGACGGGAGAUUUGUGGCAGAGAUGGCUCAGCAAUGCUUCGAUAAGUUGAAGAGUGCGAGGGAUGCGCUCUCGAGGACUGGCCAUUCGCUGGCGUUGGGUUGCAUUCAUCGAUAUGUCGGCGGUUUGGGGUCGAGUCAGCACUUGAACACAAGUAUUAGCAUCUUAUUAGCGUUGGCUCAGGACAUGUCCAACGCCACGGUCCAGGUUUGGGCGCUGCACGCGUUGACUCUGAUAGCCGACUCGGGCGGACCAAUGUUUCGCUCGUACGUCGAGCCAACGCUCUCGCAUUGUCUCAAACUAUUACUUCUGGUGCCGAUGUCUUACUGUGAUGUCCAUCAAUGUAUCGGGAAAUGUUUGUCGGCAAUGAUCACCACAAUAGGACCCGAACUGCAGACCAAUACGAACUCAAUCUGUGCGACGAGAUCUUCGCUACUGAUUGCGUGCGCUAUAAUGCAAGAACACGACGACUUCAUGGUUCAGGCGGAGGCCAUCGGGUGUCUCCAACAGCUGCAUAUGUUUGCGCCCAAACACGUCAACCUCUCGUCAUUGGUUCCAGUGCUUUGCGAAGCCAUACGGAGUCCGCAUCUCAUGUUAAGACGCGCUUCUGUCGCGUGUUUGCAUCAGUUGUCGCAACGAGAAGCUAAAGAAGUCUCAGAACACGUCUAUAUGUGGACUAAGGACUCAAAGAACGACAACUUUAAGAAAUUGUUUAACAGUUCAGUGGUUGGCGAUCACGGGUUGUCCGGAAUGUUGGUCUCUAUGUUGGACUACGAAAAGGAUGAGAUAACUGUGAAUAAUAUCCACAAAAUAGUGCACAGCUUAGUGCAGACCAUGGGCUCAGAAAGUUUAAAUCAAUGGCUAAGUCUGUGCAGAGAAGUGUUAACAGCAGCCGAUCCCAAUUCAGCGCUUCCCUCACCUGAUAAAGACAUGGAUGGAGACAAUGACGAGUUGGUUGACGUCGAGGAGCGCUUCAGAGCCGGCGAAGAGCCCUCAACACAUCCGCCAAUAUCUCCGCGAUGGUUGACCCGAGUCUUCACAACCCAAACGUUGUGCCGAAUUAUAAAUUCGUGUGAAAACGCUUCCAAUAGUGACACUCACUUUGACCUCUCGAUUGCUCGCGAUAGACGUGGUGUGAGCGCCGGCACCGAAGACUUUCUGGUUCUCCAUUUGUCUGAUUUGAUUCGUAUGGCAUUCAUGGCAGCGACCAGUGAUAGCGACGCCCUUCGUAUGGAAGGCUUGAAAGCAUUGCAACUCAUUAUCGAUAAGUUCUCGAAAGUACCCGAACCUGAGUUCCCCGAUCACGUCAUACUAGAGCAAUAUCAGGCACAGGUAGGCGCAGCACUCAGACCAGCCUUUUCGGCAGACACGCCAUCACACGUGACAGCUAUGGCGUGUCAAGUGUGCAGCGCUUGGAUUGGAAGUGGUGUCGCCCGGGAUCUCAAUGACUUGCGUCGAGUCAAUCAGUUGUUGGUCUCCUCUUUGGCUAAACUCCAAAAGGACUCGAGUUCGCGGCUCUACAACGAGAGCGCCUCCACCAUCGAAAAGUUGGCGAUUCUCAAGGCUUGGGCUGAAGUGUAUGUCGUGUCAAUGGCUCAGAAUGUGACCAAUUCUGAAGACAUUAGUGAUGAAAACGACAAAGAAAUGGACGUCGACUCCAAUAACGAGAGUUUGCUUCAAUUGGUUGCACCGGAGUUGCCGUCUUUGAGUAAACACUGGUUGGCGGCUCUCAAGGAUCACGCGUUGCUCACACUUCCCACUGAGUUCUCGAGUCAACUGCCCCACGACGGCGGCGCCUUCUAUACGUCGGACACCAUAGAGAUUGCGAGACCGCGGUAUAGGGCGUCGUGGCCUCCGAUACUACACGCGGCCGCCCUCUGGCUCUGCAGUAAUGGCUUUGAAGUAAACGCUGAGUCAAAUUCAAACGAAGAGCGCUUCCAUCUGUUAUUUGGCAUAUGUUUGGAGGCUUUAUGUAAUCCCAAGUCCACGGAACCGCUGUCUUAUGUCGUUGUUUGUCUCAAAUCUCUACAGCAACUCAUUUGUCAUCCCUUUCCGGAGACGUUGUUAGGAAAAGACAAACAGUUAUCCAUAGAGUUGUGUAAUGUUUUGCAUCGACUGCUGCUGACGCGCGAAACGCCUGAGUGUCAGCUACUGAUCCUAAAUAUCGCGCAAAUUGUCACUCAAUCGCAGCUUAAGUAUUUGGAUAAUGAAAAGAAGCGAAAGCUUCGGGAGUUAGCGCCGGCUAAUCAGGAGCCCGAAGACAGUGAUAAAGCGUUGGCCACUCUGGGAGAGGGCGGAGAGUCAGGCGAUAUAAUACCCGGACAGUCACUGGUCUACGCUCUGCUCGAAGUGGGUUUGUGUGUAUUAGUGCGACAAUUGCCGCAAUUGAGUCCAAUGCUGGCCAAUACUCCGGGUCUAUCGCUAAUCGUCCCGAAGAGCAGUAAUUCGAGAUUAACCAAAGACUCGGCAGAACUUAUCGGUCGAGCGCUCCAUAUAUUAUGUGAUUUACCGCUACUUUGUUCGCCAAAAGGAAGUACUGUUAUAUUGCCGUCAAUACUAUAUUUAGUGACCGGAGUUCUAAGAGAGUCGGCGACACAACCCAAUGGAGAGUCUAUUGCCGACAAUCAGCCCAUAUCUACAGUCCUGAGUUGUCUGCGAUCGUUGGGCUCGUCCUCUUUGGCGAAGAACAGUAUUUGUGGCCAAAAGUGGACGGAAUUAUUGCAGAGCACUUUGGCUGUCAUUCUCGACUUAUGUAAGACAAGCGAUUCGGAUGAACCAAAACCCGAUGAGAUAACCACUCUACUGGCGGUCGGAAUAUUCAUAAUAAAAGCGCCGUCCGAUGUGGUACAGGUGCCUAACCUUCAAUAUCCAGCUAUUAAUCUGUUAAAGCAAUCGCUUCAAAGUGAUAAAAAAGUGGUCGGUUUUAAGGUUCAGUUAAAGUGUAUUCAGACUAUACGAGCGAUAUUUGAACACUCGAACAGCAAAGUGUCCGUCCCUUAUAUCCAUAUCCUGGCGCCGCGAAUGAUAGAAGUGCUCAACAAUUUGGUUAAAUAUAUCAAAACAAAUGAUAUCAUAAGUCAAAUGGAGUGUGAAAUAGUCUUAGAGUUAUUCCAAACGCUGGAAGUGCUCAUAGAAAUGGCACAACAAGACAAAAAAGCCAAUAUUCUGAUCAUAUAUUUGCCACUUUUGGUGACUCUGUUAUCUGACGAGAGUAUGAGUCGGAUCCGCGGCUAUCGACGUAAUCUCCAUAACUACGCGCUCCAGAAGUUGACAGCCAUUGGACCCAAAUAUCCGCAUGAGUUCCGGCAAGUGAUCGGUUCUGUGCCGAAGUUUCGCAACAGUCUGGAGAAUGCCAUCAGAAAUCAGCAACAAAUGAGUGAGCAUUCCGUACAAAAUUCAUCGCAAAACGUCUCCCAAAAGGAGAACCCAACCAUCAAAUUGAAAGUCGAUUUCAGUAAUUAUACCGACAAUUAGUCUCCAAUUUUACACAUUUUUCCAUUGGAUUCCCC
This is a messenger RNA of Oppiella nova, 6092 nucleotides long. NCBI's taxonomy places the organism in Eukaryota, Metazoa, Arthropoda, Arachnida, Sarcoptiformes, Oppiidae. The record is from the annotation of a GenBank genome assembly.